Vavraia culicis subsp. floridensis is the source of this 438-nucleotide messenger RNA. RefSeq lists its product as uncharacterized. The transcript has a single exon. The record is from RefSeq and is a predicted model, not a curated record. Lineage: Eukaryota; Fungi; Microsporidia; Pleistophoridae. Bases 1 to 438 code for a protein of 145 amino acids.
AUGGUCCCCUUUACCAAAAACAAAUUAUUUAUUUUUCAAGUACAACAUCAUUCAAGCUGUGUGAUGACCUUGCAAUCCUUUUCAUACGAAAUGCGAUUUAUGAUUCAUCAACCCUGCUCCUUCUCUCGGCGCAACUUGCCCGUUUUUACCGAUCACAUGCUCAGCCAUGAUACUUUGAUCGUUCCACCACCCAACAAUGCAUUCCUUUCGUUUUACCCGUCAAACACUCAUCCUGUCACGCACAUUCCUUUCACGGCACCCUCCACGUUCGGCAAAAGGUGCAGUUUUUCAUGCCCCUAUGUUCAAACUGCACUCUUCAGCAACAACCCUGCCACAACGGACCAACCACUCGCACAAACUGUUCUCACCCGCUCGGUCCGUCAUCGGUGCUCACAAAUCAGCGCUGAUCCCUUUAAACAUGCAGACUGCGUUUCCUAA